Molecule: messenger RNA, 552 nt
Organism: Dermacentor silvarum
Lineage: Eukaryota; Metazoa; Arthropoda; Arachnida; Ixodida; Ixodidae
Product: A disintegrin and metalloproteinase with thrombospondin motifs 20-like
Exons: 5
Coding region: 4-462 (152 amino acids)
Biological process (GO): proteolysis
Molecular function (GO): metalloendopeptidase activity
Source: RefSeq, a predicted model, not a curated record
ACAAUGGCUCACGAACUCGCACAUAUACUGGGAGCACCGCAUGACAAGACGCCAAAGUGCCCUUUCUCCGAUGGAUAUCUCAUGAGCUAUUUUGACGGAGGCACGAAGAAGUACCGGCUGUCAAAGUGUAGCGAAGAAGAAAUACGAAAAAAUUUGCAGGAACUCCCGCAGAGCUGUUUUAAUGAGCAGAGCAAGACAAACUACCUGGAUGUGUACAAGAGAUAUCCGGGCCAGUCAGUACGGCCACAGCAUUACUGCGAAAUGAUGCUCAAGGUGAAGGGAAGACGAACGAAAGUGUUUCCAGAAAAGCCGGAUAUCCUUAGCAGAGAGUGCAAAAUGAACUGUUGCAAGCAAGAACAAUCUGAAAAUUUGUGCUAUAAAGUAAUCAUAUUGGAAGGAAUGGAGUGUACCAAAGGAAAGACGUGCAGAAGAGGAGUCUGUGGGUAUCACAAAUGGCCGUAGUUAUAACCUUAACUUCAUACCGUUUCCGUCUCCUGUCCAGAGAAGGCAGAGAACUUUUGGUACUUCGGAAAAUAAAGCAGUUGGAAGCAA